Molecule: messenger RNA, 2044 nt
Organism: Prorocentrum cordatum
Lineage: Eukaryota; Dinophyceae; Prorocentrales; Prorocentraceae
Source: the annotation of a GenBank genome assembly
AGCGUGCUCAAAAGUUGCAGCGCUUGAACAGCAUCAGGCAUGAGUUGCCUCACGUCAGUAAGCGAGCCCUAGCAGCGUUCUGUUCCAAAUCCAGACGGGACGAGUUACCAUACAUAUCAAGUACCAGAGAUGUCCGAGCCGCUCGAGACAUGGACGCUCUACAGCUCACGCCGUAUGGGCCCACCAUUGUGCGAGCGGACCUGGAGAUGAAAGAUGGCAGGAGGUUCACCCCCGAGGUUGUGAAUCCUCUGGCGUACUUGUACGCUGCGGCCAAGUGCCAGAGAUUUGCAGACAUCUUGGAGGAAACGUAUUCGCGGUCGCCAUGCUCUGUUUCUAGGCCGUGGGGGCUCGUGUUCUAUAGCGACGAGUGCAAACCAGGCAACAAGCUCAAGCAGUUGAACAAGAGGGCGGUGCAGAACGUAUACUUCAGCGUCCUCGAUUUUGGACCGUGGGUGCUGUGCAAAGAGGAUAUGUGGCUAUGCUUGGCAAGUGCUCGGGCACUGGACAUCAGCCAGUGCGAGGGUGGCAUGGCCCAGCUGAUGGGGGCACUGCUGAGGCUGACGUCACACGAUGGCCACGACCUGAGGCUUGCGGGGAUCACGCUGGAUCUACCUUCAGGCAGAAGCUUGAGAAUUCAUGCGAAGAUUUCGUGCCUUCUGGGUGAUGAAUCAGGAUUGCAUUCCAUGUGGAUGAGCAAAGGGUCCUCAGGUGUCAAGCCAUGUCUUCACUGCGCAAACGUGGUUAACAAGGGGUGGGUGGGUGCUGAUUUCAUGGAAGGCUCUAUGUUCAAGGACUACACGCAGGUCCGUUCUUUGCGUGAGUGUGUCCCGCACACCAAGGAGACCAUCGUCGCCAUGAUUGAUCGGCUCGCUGCAGAUGCAGGGGUGGUGAACAAGGGCACGCUGGCCGAGAGGGAGAGGCUCUAUGGAUGGACCCACUCUCGCCACAACAUGCUCAACGACCGAGUUCUGCGACCGCUACUGGACCCAGCGCGCCAGAACACCUACGAUUGGGCCCACAAUAUUUUACAGGGGCUCUUCCAGCAGACAACGUUCAAGCUGAUGAAGGAGUUGAGGACCUCGAACAUCACUGCAGCACACAUCCAUUCGUACUUCGAGAGCUUCGUGUUCCCCAGGAGGCUCAGCUCCAAGGGGGUGACAGGUCAGGAAAUGUUCUGCAAGAAGAGGGCAAAGACGAGCUGGGAGGCCGAGUGCUUCAAGUGCUCGGCGUCCGAAGCUCUAUCUGCUCACAGCGUGCUCGCCCACUAUUGCAGGACCGAGGUCAUGGCAAGAGGUCUUCACGUGCCAGCCUGCACUGCUUUCGUGUCUUUGUCGGUUGUGAUUCAUAUGCUUUUUCAUGGCCACAAGGUUGGCUUGACGAGUGACGUGCUUGAAGCAGCAACCUCUCAUUUUGCAAAGAAUUGGACUGCCGCGUUCGGCACGUCCGAUAUCCUUUGGAAGUUCCACGGGAUGCUCCACCAUUCGGAGUACAUCGAUCGGUACGGAUUCUGCCCGCACACGCUCACCGUAGAGCGCAAGCACAAGACUGUGCUCAAAUAUGCUGAAGAUUUCACGGAGGACACAAGCCCUGUCAUAAGGGAGGUUUUGUCCGAGAGUUUCCACCGCUUUAGCCAUGCAGAUUGGCUUGACCUUUCCGCUCGCCUCCUUGGGGCGACCAUGGCCAGCAAAAAACUUGCUGGCUUUCUGGACGCAACCCUCGGCCAGGUAGAACACAAGUCUUCGUCGAGGGCUAGGUUUAACAAGUACGACGUUUGCUUCAUUGGCGAUUUUGUAGCCUUGCGUGAAGGGCUCAAUGCAUGGUCAUUGGUGAGGGUCAUCUUCUUGGCUAGCAGUGCGGGUGUCUGCUUCGGGGCGGUGCAGCCAUACGCUCGCAUUUCACAAGAUGUGUGGUCCAGUUGUUGGCAAGAGCAUGGCGAUGCGUUUCUUACAUCGCUCGAUGAUUUUUUGGAGGUUCUCAUUUGCAGGGAAAGCGGUGGCAUUACCACUGCGUUGCACACCUUGUCCCUCGCAAAAUAGCCUCAACG